Molecule: messenger RNA, 2760 nt
Organism: Eucalyptus grandis
Lineage: Eukaryota; Viridiplantae; Streptophyta; Magnoliopsida; Myrtales; Myrtaceae
Exons: 3
Coding region: 69-2030 (653 amino acids)
Biological process (GO): regulation of gene expression
Cellular component (GO): peroxisome
Molecular function (GO): RNA nuclease activity
Source: RefSeq, a predicted model, not a curated record
GCCCCCGCGAAGCAGAGCAGCAAGCUGUACAGUAGCCGCGCCGCCCGCGCCGCCCGCCGCCGAUAGCCAUGGUCGGAGAUGUGAGCGGGACGAUCGCCGCUGCGGCCGCCGCCUCCGCCGCGGCGAUCGCCUCCACCUCGGCGGCGCCGGGUACGCCGCCGCCGGCGGCGAGGGCGGAGGCGCAGUACGUGAGCGCGAAGACGUCGGUGUGGUGGGACAUAGAGAACUGCCAGGUCCCCAAGGGGUGCGACCCCCACGCGAUCGCGCAGAACAUCAGCUCCGCCCUGGUGAAGAUGAGCUACUGCGGCCCCGUCUCGAUCUCCGCCUAUGGCGACACCAAUCGGAUCCCUAGCUCGAUUCAGAAAGCGCUCUCCAGCACCGGCAUCGCGCUCAACCACGUCCCGGCGGGUGUGAAGGAUGCCAGUGACAAGAAGAUUUUAGUUGAUAUGCUAUUUUGGGCUGUGGAUAAUCCCGCUCCAGCAAAUUAUCUGCUGAUUUCCGGCGAUAGGGACUUUUCUAAUGCCCUCCAUCAGUUGCGUAUGAGAAGAUAUAAUAUACUCUUGGCACAACCACAAAAAGCAUCGGCUCCACUUGUAGCUGCUGCGAAGAGCGUAUGGUUGUGGACGAAUCUUGCCAGUGGAGAAUUCCCUCUGGCAAGUGGUGAUUCAUUGCAGCUUGCUAAUCGUAACAAUCCAUUCGUCACCGGCCCAACUUAUGAACCAACCCAGUCAAGUCAAUUCUUAAGUUCUGAUAGUAUGUCCAUGUCUUCAGUAAGGUACCAAACUUCUACUACUGGGAGGUUUAGCGAUAACACACAUAAUGCUAAUGGAAAUAAGGCUUGGAGAUCUCCUAUGCUGUCAAGCAUGACCAGAGCAGCUAGUUUUCCUGGUGUCAUGCAUGGUGAUACAAAAAAUACUAAUCAUAACAAGUGGGAAUUCACACAAGAAAAGCAGUUUAAAAAAGCGCCCCAUGAAUUUUUUAGUGCUGGUGAGUCUAUUGUCUCUGCCAGUAAGUCUGAACCAAACAGUUCUCCUAUGAAACAUGAUUCCUAUGGCCGUCCACAAGAUCUCUUUCCUCGUCCAGUUACUCCAAACAACCCUCCUGUGCAGCCUAAUUUUGGUCGUGGUAACCCAAGGCAUCCUAAUCCUAAUCAGGACUUCCGUUCGGUUACUCCGAGACCUGACACUUUGCUACCUCCUUCUGUUCCAGUCCCAGGUACGCCCAAUAUUGGCAAUCUAAGGCUAUCUGAAUCCCCAAGCUAUGCACAAUACCGCAAUCAAAUGGACAGAUGUGAGAAUAAUUAUAGGUUUGAUGAAUCUACACACUCAGUUAGCUAUAAUACAUUGAACAGAAGCCAUGUGUCCAUGGGUCAACAAUUUCAACCUAAUACCAGAUACACCGGUGGUCUUGAAUUUUCAUCUUCAUCUUCUCAGAUUGUUAAUGUUGAUGCUGGCAAUGGUGUCCGGGGAAGUCAGGGAUACACACCGCCUGCCGAGUAUGUGCAAGGCCUUAUUGGUGUCAUAAUACUGGCAUUGAACACUUUGAAAGAAGAAAAAAUUAUUCCUACUGAAGUAAACAUCACUAAUUGCAUACGUUAUGGGGAUUCUAAGUUCCAGAAUAUAGAUGUGAAAAAGGCCUUGGCCAGUGCACUUGAGCAACGUAUGGUUGUAAAGCAAAGUUUAGGGGCGCUGCAGUUAUAUGUGGGUAGAAAUGAGAGAUUAUGGAACUGUGUCAACCUUAUUGGUGGAGAUCCUAGUCAUUACCUGAAAGAAAUAUGGGAUCGCAUAGAAAGUUUCCUUUCAUCUGCAGCCGGAAGAUCAGCCUUGCUUGCUUCUAGAUGCAGGUACGAGGCAGCUUUAAUUAUCAAGAGAGCUUGCUUAAAAGAUCUUCCUUUGGGCAACAUAAUGCAGCUAUUGAACAUGAUAAUUACAAUCAAGAAAUGGAUUAUUCCCCCCCAAAUAGGAUGGCAACCGAUUACUAUUACUCUUGCAGAGACUAAAAGUGACGUGGAUACUACAGUCGAAGCUUGAUUUUGAUGAUGAAAGUCAUUAAUGCAUCAAUAUUUAGACUUUCGGAUGCUAAAGAAGCUAUAUCAUAGAAACUAGUUAUGUACUCUACGAAUAGUUUGCAUUGCAAACAAACUUUCUCAUUGGUUUUUGCAUGGUUGAAAACCAUAAUAUAGUCGAGGCCAAGAACUUCUUUGAGGAAAUCACUUGAGAUUGCAGACCGAUUGUUUAUGAUGGACAAUUGGAUGCUUCAUUCCCAACAACCGGAUGGUGCAGAAGAUCUUACUGUGGUGACAAGUAUAUGGGCUGAUAGAAAAUGCCUCAAGACAAUUAGUUACAAAUGGAGUCACCAUGGAAGAAUUUGCAGCUCAUCUGUUAUGUGCGCGGGAGGUUUUGAUGACUUUUCUUAGCAGCUCAAAAUAUGCUCAGUCAAAUGUAGGUUCGCAUUUACGUCCUAUCAGUACGUUCUGAUCUUUGUCGGUGGAUAAUGGAUGAAGGGAUUGCUAUUGAUGCAGCGCUUGACUGCAGUACUAGUUGGGGAAGAAGCUCUUUACUCGCUGUAUUUUUGGAUUGAACUAGUAAUGUCGGUUGAUAGGUUUAGUUAACUAUUUGGUCGUGUGUUUCUGUUUCUCUUGGAACAUUAUGGUAAAAAAGAGCCUACGAUCUGGGACUAUUUAUGUAUCUUCCUCUUUGUUGGUUUCUUGUAAACCGAUUUUCUGGUUAGAAAUGAAUCUCAAUGGUGUUGAUUUCAACC